GAUUGGUGCGAUUCUGUGUCAAUCUAAGCGAGCACGGGUGCUGACUGGCUGGUCCGGGACGCUGAGUUUUUCCUCAGAUGGGGCGGAUUUCAUAGUGCCUCGGUUGACAUUGUUGUUGUUGUGGGAGUCGGAAUGUAGUUUAUAGCAAAGCGUCAAGUCGAAGGAGAAAGUACAAGUGCGAGGAUUUGGAUUAACGCACAGGAGAAGAAGGAACGCGUUUCAGUCCAGAGAGAACUAGGAUGGGACCGUGAGGAGGAGGUUUCUACCGGGAGGCCGAGCUGAAGGUGUUGUUGUAGCGUUGUUGAUCGUGGGCUGUAGGAGAAUCGCUCUCCUGUUCAUUUCCGCUGCCCCGAUGUCCCCCUGCAGCGCAGUCACUUCAUGAUCACAUGACCCUGGAUAUGGACGCAGUCCUGUCCGACUUUGUCCGCUCUACAGGAGCCGAACCCGGACUGGCCAGAGACCUACUGGAGGGUAAGAACUGGGACCUGACGGCCGCCCUGAGCGAUUUCGAGCAGCUGAGGCAGGUGCAUGCUGGGAGUCUGUCCUACUCGUUUCCGGAGGAGAGGGAACAGGCACUGACGGAGCACAAGGACAUGACGAGAGUGGGACGGCCGCUGCUGCACCGGCAGGACGACAUGGUACAAGCCACAGAGAAGCGUCUAUCUCGAGGGAUCUCUCACGCCAGUUCCACCAUCGUGUCUCUGGCUCGCUCGCACGUGUCCAGCGUAGGAGGCGGUGGCGUCGGCACCGAGAUGCUCCUGGACACCCCCGUCUGCACCUUCCAGCUGCCCGACCUCACCGUGUACCGCGACGAUUUCCGCGGCUUCGUCGAGCGCGACCUCAUCGAGCAGUCCAUGAUGGUGGCCCUCGAGCACGCAGGUCGGCUAAAUUGGUGGACGAAGCUGGGCUCCGGAUGCCAGAGUCUGUUGCCCCUGGCUACCAGCGGCGACGGAAACUGCCUCCUUCAUGCCGCCUCUCUGGGCAUGUGGGGCUUCCACGAUCGAGACCUGAUGCUGCGGAAGUCUCUGUACGCCCUGAUUGACCACGGCCAGGAGAGAGAGGCGCUGAAGCGCAGGUGGAGGUGGCAGCAGACCAUGCAGAACAAAGAGUCCGGGCUGGUGUACACUGAGGAAGAAUGGCAGAAGGAGUGGAAUGAGCUGUUGAAGUUGGCCUCCAGUGAACCCAGGAUACACUACAGCACCAAUGGCACCAACGGAGCGGAGUCGCAGGAGGAACCCGUGUACGAGAGUCUGGAGGAGUUCCACGUGUUCGUUCUGGCUCAUGUGCUCCGACGACCGAUAGUCGUGGUGGCCGACACCAUGCUGAGAGACUCGGGAGGAGAGGCCUUCGCCCCGAUCCCGUUCGGUGGGAUUUAUCUACCCCUGGAGGUCCACGCUCACAAGUGUCACCGCUCGCCGCUGGUCCUGGCCUACGAUCAGGCGCAUUUCUCCGCCCUGGUGUCCAUGGAGCAGAAGGACGGUUCCAAAGAGCAAGUGGUGAUUCCUCUGACCGACUCGGAUUAUAAGAUGCUUCCUGUGCACUUCGCUGUGGAUCCAGGCAAGGACUGGGAGUGGGGCAAAGACGACGUGGACAACGUGAUGCUCGCCAGUGUUACUUUAUCUCUGGAGGCGAAGCUCCACCUGCUGCACACCUACAUGAACGUAACGUGGCUUCCUCUGCCGUGUGAGGUACAGCAAGCACCUCUGGCCCAGCCCGAGUCGCCGACUGCCUCGGCCGGCGAGGACGCCCGUACGCCUCCCGACUCUGGAGAAUCCGAUAAAGAGUCUGUGAGCAGCAGCUCCAAUGGAAACGGGGACAGCAGCGCGACGGGCAGCAGCAGCGGAACGGCGGGUAAAUCCUCCAGCUCCUCGAGUUCAUCCAGCAGCGGCUCGACCGGAACCAUGGGUAAGGAGAAGAACAAGAAGGACAAAGAAAAGGACAAAGAUAAAGAUAAGAAGAGGGCUGACUCGGUGGCCAACAAGCUGGGCAGCUUCGGUAAGAGUUUGGGCAGCAAGCUGAAGAAGAACGUGGGCGGUUUAAUGACGGGAAAAGCCGGGACCGGUGGCUCCGGCAAGCCUGAAGGUGUGGAGAAGGAGAAGAAAAAGGGGUCCCUUCGCGGACACAAAGACAACAAGGACAGCAAAGACGGCUCUCCGUCCGCCCAUCCCGGCUCGGAGGACUCCGGCAAAGGCUCGCCGUCCUCGCAGAACGGAAACAGCUCUUCCGAAGGCGACUCGUACAAGUACAGCGCAGACGUAAAGGCGAGUCUGAGCACCCUGCGCGCGGCCAUGCAGGGCGAAAGGCGAUACAUUUUCGCCGGCCUUCUGACCACCAGCGACCGGCAGCCGUACCAGGAAGAGAUGAUUCAGCGAUACCUCGUGGACGCUGAGGAACGUUUCCGUGCAGAGCAGGAGCAGAAAAGGGAGGCUGAGCGCAAAGGGGUGAUUAACGGAGCUCAGCCCAAGAAAGAGCCGUCAGAAUCCGGCUUCCGGGGCUUUGACGGAAAAGAGGACGCGACAGAAGCACCACAUCCUCAUUAUAACACCCUGAAAUCACCCUCUUUUACCCCGUCGCUGUAUACAGGAGUCGUGCCCAUUCCCAGAGCCACCUUCCUCGAGCACUCGCCCGCGCCGCUCCCCCAGCACCUUCACAUUCCCGGCUACAUGGAAGCCCGGCGCCAGCUAGCCGGCGGCUCACCGUCCACCUACCCGGGCCUGCCAUCCUACGCCACCCUUCCCCGUCACUGCCCCUUGAGCCAAGGCCCUGUCCACGCUCACGCUCAUUACCAUCCACCCAGCCCUGCCUGUGCAGCGCCUUGCUUCUCGUCCUCUUACGCCCAUCAGCAGGACAUACCCGAGUUCCACGGCGAGACGGUCGGCGGCGCGUACGCCAACGGCCUGCUGUCGGGACCGGACAGCCGAGGCGGUCCUCCUCCUGUCAGGCACUAUUCUCUGGGCAGCGCCGGCGGAUUGGCAAACCUGCAGUCGAGCCGGUGCCGAACGCCGAGCUGCAACUAUUACGGACAUCCAGAAACCUGCAACUACUGCUCGUACUGCUACAGGGAGGAGCUGAAGAGACGAGAAACCGACACAGCCAUGCACAGGUUCUAAGGUGGCGCCGUGUUCAACUGGUACCCUGUAGUGCCGUCUUCUCCACGCGAGACUCAGCAGGUCUCAAGCAGGAUCUCGCUACAGAAUUUCGACAGGCCCUUCCCGUGCCGUCGUGAGGGCACUACGCUCGGUCGACACCGAGGGGAUGGGCGCAACGUCAAGAGUCCAUACCUCUGUUACUUUUGCAGUGGAUUUUAGGCGGUAGAUUUGUCGUCGGCGCCAUCGUGCCGUUCUUUCUUGCAACACUUCCUGUUUGCGGCGUGGGUGUCGAGGCAGGGUUUUU
Molecule: messenger RNA, 3393 nt
Organism: Ictalurus furcatus (blue catfish)
Lineage: Eukaryota; Metazoa; Chordata; Actinopteri; Siluriformes; Ictaluridae
Gene: otud7b
Product: OTU deubiquitinase 7B
Exons: 12
Coding region: 387-3110 (907 amino acids)
Biological process (GO): protein K63-linked deubiquitination; protein deubiquitination involved in ubiquitin-dependent protein catabolic process; protein K48-linked deubiquitination
Cellular component (GO): cytoplasm; nucleus
Molecular function (GO): K63-linked polyubiquitin modification-dependent protein binding; cysteine-type deubiquitinase activity; DNA binding
Source: RefSeq, a predicted model, not a curated record